Molecule: messenger RNA, 405 nt
Organism: Penicillium coprophilum
Lineage: Eukaryota; Fungi; Ascomycota; Eurotiomycetes; Eurotiales; Aspergillaceae
Exons: 1
Coding region: 1-405 (134 amino acids)
Source: RefSeq, a predicted model, not a curated record
AUGGCUUCCACUAUUCCUCUUUCGGUAGCCAUUUACGAAAACCCUGGCAUCAUGCACUGGAGCCUCUACCUUGAAGCCGACAAAAAUGACGACAAGACGAUCAUUCACGUCCUUGGUGCGCGUCAGAAGUAUUUCCCCAACGUAAGGACCCCGUCGGACGCCCGCAAUUCGACUUCCCUUAUCGAGCUUCUGUACCUUUGUCAAAUUGAUGUGACCAAGGUCGAGACCAUCAAAAGCAUCGCAUACGCUACCCCCAUCCGUAAUGAGUUGGCGGAUUGGAGCUGCCAGGAUUAUGUCCUCGAUAUCUUGAGACGGCUUGAGCGUGCAUUGAUUCUUAAUGCAACAGACGGCAACUACAUUAGGAACAAAGAGGUGGUCGCUGCAAAACGCGAGUCGUGGGCGUAA